Molecule: messenger RNA, 1181 nt
Organism: Topomyia yanbarensis
Lineage: Eukaryota; Metazoa; Arthropoda; Insecta; Diptera; Culicidae
Product: integrator complex subunit 15
Exons: 3
Coding region: 75-1181 (368 amino acids)
Source: RefSeq, a predicted model, not a curated record
CAUGUUUGUAAACAGAAAAUCUUAUUCCGAUAAUUUGGUUAAGUUACUACAGUUUCGCUGGCAAAAAUUUAAAAAUGACCAGCCAAGAGCGACAAAUUUUGCGAAAAAUGGAAUUCCCUGACAUGGCCCGAGAGGCACUCCCCAUAAUUGAAAAUCUGAUCAUCAACCGCAACAAACAUGACAUCGCAAUGGACCUCAUUGCGGAAUGCGUAUUUCGCGAGCGAAAAGAAGACCUACGAAAUCCCCAGCCGUAUCAGAAGCAACCAUUUGCUCCGAGACUUUCGUCGAUCGAGGAAUUCCAACUGGUGUUGGUUUUGUGCAACUUUUUCAGCCGACCGGGUCCGGAUGCGACCCGAAAUGCUGUGUUCUUCUCCCUAUUUGGAGGUUCUAUCGGACGGACAAGUGUGCUGAACAAAUUGAUCAGUACGGCAGUGUCUGGGUCGAUUGCGCCGUUGCUAUGCGCCGCAGGAACCUGGAUGCAACAGCUCGGUUGCACCUCUCCGUUAAGCCUAGAACUAGCUCAAUGCAUCGUCAAAGAUUUUAUUAUCUUCUCUAGCAAAUCGUCAGAACAACUCAAAUCUCUACCAAUGGUAGCGCCCCGUUUCGCUGCAAAUUUUAUGACUGCGGUAACUGACCUAUACCUCAAUGGAGGAAAGGGGCAGCAAAUGCCACCACCGGAUCUACUGCUAGACGUCAUCACCGAAUGGGUGUCAGAGAAUCCUGCUUUGUGUCUUGCUUCUCAGCAACCGAUGGCACUACCCCCGGGAGCAAUCGCAAUGCCCGUGGUAACACCGCUGUCGGGAUUAAUCCGUUGGUGUGUCUUAUCGUUACUGAUAACCCAUAAACAGGAUUUGUACAGUAAGCUCCAUCUAGCUGUGUUGCAGAGCUUACUGGAAGCAACACCUCCUGUUACUGCUCCCCCGAGUGCUCUUAAUGCGCAGCAUUUAGGAUUAAUCGUGAAUUCGUUACAGUUCGAAAUGGAUGCAAUGCUCAAAAUGGGAAAAACACUCAACGAAGAAUACAUUCACAGCUGUCUCGAAAGGUUUGCUCAAGCCGUGCAGGUCGGUUUGACCUCCAGGUGCAUAUUUGGAAAUAUUCCACAACUUGUGUGUCGAUUAGAGACAUUGCCCAGUAAAAAUAAAUUACUUCAGAUCGUUAUAAACGCAAAUAGGACAACGUAA